AGCAAGGCAUUUUACGAGAGGGCGGGACGGUCAAGGUCGUACUGGAAGUUAAAGACAAGACAGGAGAGCACCCUGUCCGCCGUGCCGUGCAUUAAACAUACGCCUCGCCAAUGCAAUCGAUUCAGACCGCAUUCCGUUCGUCCAUCGGCCGGAACGCUCUCAACGUUUGUGCCCGCUCGUUACAUUCCUCCACAUCUCUCAACAUGCCUGUCAAAGUUGGAGAUAAGGUUCCAAGUGUAGAUCUCUAUGAGAAAACCCCAGCAAAUAAAGUGAACUUUGCAUCACUUUGCGAGGGGAAAAAAGUUGUUGUCUUUGGAGUUCCUGGAGCUUUUACACCAGGAUGCUCAAAGACUCAUCUACCCGGCUAUAUUGCUGAUGCUGAUAAAUUCAAAUCCCAGGGUGUGAGCGAAAUUGUUUGCAUUUCUGUGAAUGAUGCAUUUGUUAUGGAUGCAUGGGGACAGGCUCAUAAAACGGACGGAAAGGUUCGCAUGUUGGCCGAUCCCAGUGCCCAGCUUACCAAGGAAUUGGGUCUUGAUCAAGAUCUCCCUCCCCUAGGUGGCGUCAGGUCCAAGAGGUUCUCUAUGAUUGUUGAAUCAGGUGUGGUUAAAACUUUGAAUGUUGAACCUGAUGGCACUGGUCUUUCCUGCUCCCUGGCCAACAAUCUUGCUCUAUAGAUGGUUGGAAGUUUCUUUAUAUUUCUAGGAGCCUUUUAAAUGUUCAAUUCCUCAUCACAAACUGAUUUUAACUACAUGUUCGCUUGGAACACCUGUCACUCCUGUAAUGUGCAUCUGAAAUAGAUGGCUCUCCAAUAGUAUAA
Frankliniella occidentalis (western flower thrips) is the source of this 817-nucleotide messenger RNA. It is a transcript of the gene Prx5, whose product is annotated as peroxiredoxin-5, mitochondrial. Gene Ontology annotation, molecular function: thioredoxin peroxidase activity. Gene Ontology annotation, biological process: hydrogen peroxide catabolic process; cellular response to oxidative stress; cell redox homeostasis. The coding region runs from base 111 to 674 and encodes 187 amino acids. Lineage: Eukaryota; Metazoa; Arthropoda; Insecta; Thysanoptera; Thripidae. Gene Ontology annotation, cellular component: mitochondrion; cytoplasm; peroxisome. The record is from RefSeq and is a predicted model, not a curated record. The transcript has 4 exons.